AUGGCAAGUUCUACCUUGGAGAUGCUGGCUAUGCAUGUCGGCCGAGUACUCUUCCACCCUUCAGGAAAACCAGGUACCAUCUCAAUUAGUUCUCUGUGGGGCUUUGAUGAACACGUGCCUGAGGAGGAAGAGGUCGAGCCUGACGAUGUUGUUAGCUCCGGCCAUGGUGUGGAGGCAUUUGACAAUGACGCUUGGAAGAACAAAAGGUUGGAGUGGGCAGAGGGAGUUCCGUACCCUUCGCGCGUUGAAUUUUGUGGAGAUUCUUACUCAUCACGAAGAAGGGAAUGGACUGAUAUAAGAAUUGUGAGAAGACUGCAAGGAUCGCGUCACCAAGAGAGGCUUGCUGCUCGUAAUCAUUUCAGAGCGAUGCGUGAUAGUCAGCGAGCAGGCGGAAGCAAGCCUACCCCCCUAUUCAGGCUUGCAAUGGAUAACCUAAGGGAUGCGGAGCUUGUAGAGGAGUGUAUCAGGGAUUGUGAUACUCCAGAAUAUCUUACUUGUCCAUUGUUGGGCGAGCUUAUGAUUGACCCGGUGACAAUUGCCACGGGGAAGACAUUUGACCGACAGUACCUCAAGGAUUGGUUUGAGAAGAACGGGCAUAUCUGUCCUGUGACCGGCCAGCCUGUUUCAGGUGCCAUUGUCCGAAACGAGCGUAUCCGAGGGUAUUUGUACGAGUGGGAAGAAUCCAAGAUGGAGCGGAUCACCAAGAUCAUUACAGUCUCUUGUGCCUAA
Triticum dicoccoides is the source of this 729-nucleotide messenger RNA. RefSeq lists its product as uncharacterized. Gene Ontology annotation, biological process: protein ubiquitination. Gene Ontology annotation, molecular function: ubiquitin protein ligase activity. The transcript has 7 exons. Bases 1 to 729 code for a protein of 242 amino acids. NCBI's taxonomy places the organism in Eukaryota, Viridiplantae, Streptophyta, Magnoliopsida, Poales, Poaceae. The record is from RefSeq and is a predicted model, not a curated record.